GACCAACGGCAGUUAAACUCACCACCAUUCACAUUGACAUCGCCGCAUCUGCUUCGCACACAAGCGACCUGAGAAGCAAUGCCAAUGCCUAAAGUAAGCCCAUGGGUUGCCACCGCCUACCUCUGCGUCUUCGGCGCAAUCGCCAUGGGCGCAUACGUCGCCUUUGUCGGCGCCAUUGACUCGGCGGUCAUCACCGUGGUCCUUGUCGUCAUGACCACAACUACCUAUGCGCUUAGCUUUGACAGCCGCAACUCGAAAAAGCUGCGAGAUGGAAAUAACAGAUUGCCCCCACCGCCAGGCAACGUCUUGGAACAGAUCCUGUAUACGCUGCACUACCUCUACGACCAGGCUGGCUUUCUGGAACGCAUGCGCGAAGUUUUCCCCGAGGGCAUCUUUUCUCUCAAGUUGUCUGGCAAAAAACAUGUCUUCAUCCACAAUCCAGAAUUGUCAGCCGCACUGUUGAGCCAUCCGCGCGACAACGUGGAAGCUGGCGGCUUUCGAACAGAGCUGCUGCAAGACGCGUUUGGCUUCACCAAGCGGGAUGCCGAAAAGUACCACGUCGGGCGGGACUUGCUUGUAAAGCCCAUGGCUACCCUGACCGCUGAUGUCACGCUCAAUAAGCUGCUGCAGGUCAAUUUGGUCGAGAUGAACCGCACCAUUGCCGACAUGGUCACCUUUAACUCGUCACCCGCUGACCAGAUGGACUGGGAGGUUAUGGCGGGUGCUGAGAUUGUCGAGGACAAAGAUGGCACCCAGUAUGUCGAACUGGACUGGAUGAAAAUGAUGACCAAUUAUAUCGGCAGAACGGCCUCUACGGCUCUCUUUGGAUCCGACUUUGUGUACAACUUUCCCGAGAUUUGGUCGGAUUUGGAAACUUUUGACAAGGGACUCAAGGACCUCACUGCCAAAAAGCCCUGGUGGAUUCCGCAGCCAAUGCGUCGGUUGGCUGCUCAGGCGCGCGCACGACUGCUUGACUAUAUGCGUGACUAUGACGACGCCUUGGGCAAGCACCUGGCUGGCGAGGAUGUUGGCGUCAAGUGGCAAGAUAUUGAACAUACCCACGAAGUGAACAAGGCCAGAUACAAUGUCUACAAGACCCAAACGUUGGGGGUUGAUGGCAUGGCGUGUGCCAAUCUGUCUUUCUUUUGGGGCGUCCACGCCAACACGAGCCCGCUGACCGCGUGGAUGAUAUACGAAAUCAGUCGCGACCCCGUCUUUCUAGAACAGAUCCGCGAAGAGAUUGCGCCAUAUGUUCAAAUUUACGAAGAGGAAAACCACUUUGGCGAUGCUGUCUGGCUGCCUCCACGCUUCCAGACGGUCGACCUGGACGGAUUGCUGAAGAAGUGCGUCUUGCUCAAGGCGUCGUACAUUGAAACGCUGCGACUCUACACAAGCUCAUGGUCAACGCGCGAACUUACCCAGGACCUCUUUGUCAAUAUGAAGGCACAAACGCACCGGCCGUACAUUCUGAGCAAGACUACUAUUGCGCAUGUGACGCAGGGCGUGCACCAGAUGGAUCCUGUAUACUAUGAAGAUCCGGACGAGUGGCAGCCGGAGCGCCAUAUUAGCGUGUUGUUGCACCAGGACGGCAAGACGAUCCGGGAUGCGGGUAUGGGCGUUUUGAAACCCUUUGGUUCUGGAAGCUACACCUGCAAGGGCCGCAGUCUGGCGUUUAGAGAGAUGAUGCUCUAUACUGCGAUUAUUAUUACCGUGUACGAUAUCCGGCCACCGCAGGAUGAGUCGUGGGUGCAGCCACUAGUGGCGGCUCGUGCUUCUACCAAGAUGCCUACGAAGCCGCUGCUGGCGUGGAUUAAGCGGCGCCAGUUGCCUAAGGGCAAUAGUAGUAAAGCAGCGAAGUGAGAGAAGGUUUCGGGUGCAGGAUGUACUAUUACAAUAGUUGUAUAUAUGUGAUGAGAAACAAAAACCAGAGAUUUAAAAGAUGUAGGGACAAUUGCCGCCUUAAUUCCAAGUCACGUCACUUGUGCACGUUGUCAUGCAAUUGCCCAGUCUAGCACCUCUGCUGCG
This is a messenger RNA of [Torrubiella] hemipterigena, 2025 nucleotides long. The record is from the annotation of a GenBank genome assembly. Lineage: Eukaryota; Fungi; Ascomycota; Sordariomycetes; Hypocreales; Clavicipitaceae.